GCGGAAUCGCGAAUGAACGCCUCUUGUGAAUCUGCCAAAGACGCUUUUCAUAAGUUUUAGAUUAGAGGUUUUUGAAGCUAAAAACUUCUACCACUCGUCUUGAUUAGUAGUAAUAUGAGUAAUGCACCCAACCAAAAUGGAUCAGGUCUAGAGCAGCAGUUUGCUGGUCUGGACUUGCAGAGUCGCGCACCCAGCGGCCGUUACGUGCCCCCGCACUUGCGUAACAAACAGAGUUCAGCCGAAAGUAGCUACGAUAGAGAUAGAGGCGAAUCCAGAGGCGGAAGCGGAAGAAGCAACUACAGCAGUAGAGGCGGCGGAAGAGAUAACCGCGCAGGAGACUACUCCAGCUUCAACACUAGGAAUCGCCGUGACAAUUUCCAGAAUGGCGAGACCUUUGAGCGAGAGGAGUGGGGUCGAGGUGGCGGCGGCGGCGGCGGCGGUCGCCAACAGGAGCGGGAGCGUGACUUGCCCCGUAAUGAUCGGUGGCAGGAACCAGAGAAGCCUCGCGAAGGAGGCGGCGGUCGUUGGAGCGACAACCGCAACGAGAAUCGCGGAGGCGGUGGUGGAGGCGGCGGCGGAGGCGGUCGUUGGAACGACAACCGAGACCGUCACAACGAGAACGAUUGGACCGUUCCGAUGCCGAGAGACGAACGUCUCGAACAGGAGCUCUUCGGCACGGGCAAUACGGGCAUCAACUUCAGCAAGUAUGAAGAUAUACCUGUUGAAGCAACCGGGGACAAAGUCCCGCGCCACAUUACAUCUUUUGAGGAAGUACAGUUGACUGAGAUCAUACGGAACAACAUAAACUUAGCACGUUAUGAUACUCCGACUCCAGUACAAAAAUACGCAAUUCCGAUAAUUGUGGGCAAGCGAGAUGUGAUGGCUUGCGCCCAGACUGGGUCUGGGAAGACUGCAGCGUUUCUAGUGCCGAUUUUGAACCAAAUGUACGAACAUGGACCCCCGAAUAUUACUCACGGACGCAGCAGAAGGAAGCAGUACCCCCUUGGGCUGGUAUUGGCACCGACAAGAGAACUCGCCACCCAGAUCUACGACGAGAGCAAGAAGUUCGCCUACAGGUCGCGCGUACGCCCCUGCGUUGUUUAUGGGGGCGCUCAUAUUGGCGACCAGAUGCGCGAUUUGGACCGCGGCUGCCACCUCCUGGUGGCCACCCCCGGCCGCCUCCUCGACAUGAUCGACCGCGGCCGCAUCGGCCUUGACUACUGUCGUUACUUGGUCCUUGACGAAGCCGAUCGUAUGCUCGACAUGGGUUUCGAGUUGCAAAUUCGUCGAAUCGUCGAGAAAGAAACGAUGCCGAAGACCGGCGAGCGUCAAACCCUCAUGUUUUCGGCGACUUUCCCCUCGCCAAUUCAAAUGCUCGCACGCGAUUUUCUCGACAAUUACAUUUUCCUUGCUGUGGGUCGUGUCGGCUCCACCUCCGAGAACAUCACCCAGAAGGUGGUUUGGGUCGAAGAGCACGACAAGCGAUCGUUCCUCCUUGAUCUUCUCAAUGCGGCCGAAAUGAGCCAACCGUCGGCCGAAAGCUUGACUCUUGUUUUCGUUGAAACGAAAAAAGGGGCCGACUCUUUGGAGGAGUUCCUCCACUUUGAGGGUUAUCCCGUGACGUCGAUUCACGGCGAUCGGAGUCAAAGAGAGCGUGAGGAUGCUUUGAGGCAAUUCCGUUCGGGGAAUACCCCGAUUUUGGUGGCAACAGCCGUGGCGGCGAGAGGGUUGGAUAUCCCCCAUGUCAAACAUGUUAUCAAUUUUGAUUUGCCUUCGGAUAUCGAAGAGUACGUUCAUAGAAUUGGGCGUACGGGAAGAAUGGGUAAUUUGGGCUUGGCAACGUCGUUCUUCAAUGAUAGAAACAGGAAUUUGGCGAGUGGUUUAUUGGAUUUGUUGAUUGAGGCCAAGCAGGAGUACCCGAGUUGGUUGGAGGGCGUAGCAGCCGACGGGCGAAUGCCCAGUUCGGGACGCAGAGGCGGGAAGAGCCGGUAUGGAGGUGGGGGAGGAAGCAGUUUUGGGGGAAGAGAUUAUAGGCAACAGUCCGGGGGGAUGUCCCGAAAUCAGAGAUCUGGAGGCGGUGGAGGAUAUGGAAAUAACGGGUUCGGAAACAAUGGAGGUGGCCACUACGGCGGCCUCGACCGCGGCGGCAAUUUCGGCGGUAACUACAACUCGAACUCGAACUCCAACAGUCGCGACGACUGGUGGGAGAAUUAG
Molecule: messenger RNA, 2214 nt
Organism: Tribolium castaneum (red flour beetle)
Lineage: Eukaryota; Metazoa; Arthropoda; Insecta; Coleoptera; Tenebrionidae
Gene: bel
Product: belle
Exons: 6
Coding region: 115-2214 (699 amino acids)
Biological process (GO): gamete generation; cell differentiation
Cellular component (GO): nucleus; P granule
Molecular function (GO): RNA binding; ATP binding; RNA helicase activity
Source: RefSeq, marked provisional